AUGAUCCAAGCAUGGGGGCUGAAAAAUAACAUUGAAGGUCAAGAUAUGGGGAAUAAUCUUUUCCUUUUCGAUUCUCCAACAAAAAGAGACGUAAAGAUGGUGCUUAAAGGAGAACCAUGGAAUUUUGACAAAAAUAUCUUUGAUUUUGGAAAGAGUUUUAGGGGAGGAACAACCUUUGGGCCUGGAGUCUACGAUCUUCCUUUGAACUUGAGAUCAGAGACUAUGGCGAAGCAGUUAGGCGACAUUGUGGGGAAGUUUGAAGAAAUCGACCCUAAGGACACCAAUAUGAUGAGGAAUUUCAUGAGAAUAAAAGUUAAAGUGGAUCUUCGAAAACUACACAAGAGAGGUAUGAUCCUAAAAUAUCAGGAAAGGCGUUUAAAGCUCUUCUUUAAGUAUGAUAUACUUGCAACAUUUUGUUUUGUGUGUGAAAGGAUCAUACAUCAACUCAAGGAUUGUGAAGAGAUUGAAAAAGGUGCUUUAGAAGGAUACAACGAGAUAAAAGAACAAGACCUAUCCUCUGCUCCUUGGUUGAGAGCCUCCCCUCUACCAAGGAACACUGAAUAG
Molecule: messenger RNA, 564 nt
Organism: Vicia faba (fava bean)
Lineage: Eukaryota; Viridiplantae; Streptophyta; Magnoliopsida; Fabales; Fabaceae
Source: the annotation of a GenBank genome assembly